ACUGCGUUCGGUCGGAUUUUUCUCUUCUGCCAGUCUGCCAGUGCCCGCAAACGUGAUCCCAAAUCCGAGGAUAAAUCGUGGUUGCGCUUCUCCUUGCUGGGGAUUGUUUAGUGCGUGCGUGGGAGGAAGCGAGAGUUAAUCUGCCAACUCGGUUGCCACCACUAGCGGUGCUCUCGGUGCUUCGGCUCGUUGAGAUGAGACGCUUGGGACCCAAUCACAGUUGACCCCAUCAGGAUAAGUCUAGUGUUCUUUUUUUUUUCCUCCUAGCAAGAGCGAAGAAUAUGGUGUCCGAUAAUACAAUUAUUGUGCCUGGAGUGACGUUCCAAUGAAGAUGGAUUAUGGGUGCUCGCAGUCGGGAUGAAACAUCUAUUUGAUGGUGUGUUAUGGAAGUAAUUUUCCUGGAGCAACAUAAAUGACAGAAUGAUGAAGUCGUUUUGGUGCUGUGAAAAAUCAACUCUGAGUGGAGAAAACUAAUUACAUGUUUGCGCUGAAAAGAUGUGAUUCUCGAAACGCACACAAAUUGUGAUGAUUUGUUUCCACGAAAUCGCUAUAAAUCAUUUCCCGUGGCAAAAAGAUUGAAACGUAAGCAGUGGUAAACAAUAUACUCCCGUACAUCAACCCGGAAACGUGGGCAGUGACAGUGAGAAAAAAUCCUAUUCGUAGCAGUCCGAAAUUAUUCAAAUGUCCUACCAAACUGAAAGCGGAACCCAGAAAUAGAAACCAUAUCUGACCUGCGAACAACUGCUUCAUGACAAAUUUGUUUCCCAUAAAGAAGAAGAAGGGAAAGAUCUAAAUCGACACAACGCGGCAUAAUAAUCGGGUUAAGCCCGCACUAACAACGUAUAAUCAGGAUUACAUCUCACACCGCAGACCUCUCCUUUCGUGGGCCGGCAGGGAAAGUCGUGAAAAAGUGUAUAAAAUUUAAACACUGUUUCCAUUUCUUUUUAUCCUCGGAACUUGAGCUAAUCUUGGCAGUUGUUGGCUUCCCGUGUGCUGACCUGUGCUGGAGUUAUAACCAUAAAUUACGCGUUCAUUUAUAUGCUAAACAUUUUUCAUUUUGCCGUCUUUUUGGAGUCCUGGGACAACUAUGCUCUGAAGUGACGGUGGUGACGGCGCGAUGUGGACGGUGUGCUUUGGGUGAACCAUCCGUGUAAAAGUGUGGUCUGAAAAGUUUCUUCAUCUCUCUCUCUCUCUCGCCGGACCUCUUUCUUGCGGCAGUGGGGGAAAGCGCAACCCGGCGAAACAAAAAUGCCAACCAUGGUUUUGGGCGAAAAACCGUCCGCGCUGGUGGUGUCGGGAUGCAAUAAUCGUAAAGGUUGAAUUGUUUUCAGCUUUAGCCACAGCUCCUUCUUGUGUGUGUUUGUGUGUGACGGGUGGGUGGUGCACGGAUGCGGAAGACGUGCGACGACUGAAGUAAGGAAUAAAAAGGAACCAUCCCCUUCGGAGCGCAAGAAAGAAAAACCGCGUGGAAACGGAAGUGAGGGUAAUGCGGAACACUUUGUAGUGAAAGAAGAGAACGGCGUCGAAAAUACUUUACGACAAAAGUGGCAAAAACAACGACAAAAAGCGUAAAGAGCGAUGAGUUACACCGCGCGCUAAAGUAAAGAAUUGAAAUAAAAAGCUGCUCGAGGGGAGAGGAAAUAAAAAUUACAAAUUGGGGCGAGGUUGUGAGCGAAGAAAAAUGUGGCUAGAAAAGCUGGUGCUAGUGUAUUUGUUGACGCUGUUCAACUCGUUGGAUGGAUACUUUCUGGAUAAUAACCUGCAGAACACCGGCCGCCAUAGGAGAAAAGAAUCUAAUGAAGCCAAAUCAUCACACCGCAAUGCACUCAGCUCACCCCAUCACGAGAGUCAAUUUAUCACCAAAAACAAUAGUAGGGUAGUUAGUCAACGAGGAGGUCUCGCGGUGCUUCCCUGUAGUGUCACCAUGUCAACACCAGCCACUGUCUCUUGGUUCCGGCGGAAAGACUACCAGCUGCUGACGGUCGGCCUGUCGACAUACAGCAGCGACGAUCGGUUUCUGGUGGAGCACACACGCCACCUCGGCAACUGGGCGCUACGGAUAAAGAACGCCCGCAAGGAGGACGAAGGACUGUACGAGUGCCAAAUUUCCACCCAUCCGCCACAGUCGAUAUUCAUCGAGCUUAGGAUCGUAGAGGCAGCAGCAGAAAUUCUGGAAGCGCCUGAUUUACAUAUAGACGAGGGAUCGACUCUGCGGCUGGAAUGUAAACUAAAACGUGCCACCGAAAGUCCGCUUUACGUCUUCUGGUAUCACGAGGAUCGAAUGGUCAAUUACGAUCAGGAGGAUGGCAUCUCCGUAUCAACGAAUAAAUUGACUUCGAGCAUCCUGACGGUGCGGAAUGCCACGGCCCGGCACGGAGGAAACUACACCUGUGCACCAGCCAAUGCGAGACAAUCGAGUGUCUAUGUGCACGUGCUCAAAGGUGAAAAACCGGCCGCAAUGCAACAUCCAAACAAAAGUCCAACGGCAGCAUCCGGGGCAAGCAGUGACGGAAGCGGAGCUGCAGUGCUGAUGAGUACCCGACUAACGAGCGCUGCCAGUUGCUGGAUGACCACUCUGCUGCUAAUCUGGACCUACUACUGGUCAUCCCCGUGGGGGACGCAUGGCUCCUCUUCCUCCUCCUCCUCCUGCUCCGUCGCCUUCCUUCUGGAGGUUCUGCGGCGAAAGUCGUCAGACGUCAGGCUCGCUAGCUGUCGGACGACGAUAUUGUGUAUACUACUACUACUACUGGUGCUGGUUACCAUGAGCACUACCGCCACCUUCAGCAAGAGAAUCAAACUGAUUGAUGCGGUCUAAAAUCGGGCCGCGUCGGGUGCGAGGGGAAGGAUGUUUAUGAGGCUCCAAUGGACCUAGUGAGGGGUAGUGAAAUUCGUUUCUAGAGAGACAAGUAGCAUAAAUAUGAAUAUUUUGUACAGGUUUUUUAGUAUUAACGUGUAUAGGGUUACUUUUACUGACCUUAGAGGAAACGCCGGGACUGUGCUUGGGGAAUGGAAGACAUAUUUUAACAGCGGACUGAGAGACAGGGAGGACUAAGUGCGCUGCAGCGGCUCGGUUGUGGUUUUUACAUUGGACAAAGGUAUUUGGAAGAAUCACUUAUUCGAUGCGGAAUAUUUAAAAGAACAAAAAUUAAAAAAUUUUCAAAAAAUGAAAAUUGUGGGAGUAAGGUCGAACAAUGCAGAAUAUGUGUCAACGGUUUCCAUUAUACACAUGCCCUGAUUAGAGUCAUUUCAGGCCUUUGUACCUUUUCUCCUUUUCCACAUCGAUUAAACAUAAAGUCAAAUGUUUGGUGAUUCUAUAAACGUUCUGCGUUAGCGGUAUAAACUGUCGGAUUCCAGGAUAUAAUCGGGAAGAAAACAAACUAACCGGGCAAUCAGUGGAACACAGAUUUGUUUGCGAGAGACCGCCGCUUCCAACGGUGGAUCGGCGACCAACUCGGAUCGCGUCAUCUCGUCGGUUUGGGCGGCUUCCUUAUUCACGUUAAAUGGGAACUUUGCCUCCAUUGAAUUGAUCUCAGAAUAAAUUUCGAAAAUGAAAAUGAAAAAAUUAAUUUACGAUAAAAACGCUUUUUUCUGUGAGGCAUGGUGUUUUUCCCGCGGUAAAAUGUUUCUAGCUUACUUGUGACAUUACACUUGUUUGUGAGGUUAUUUCUGUUGCUCUUAUUUUCGUUCCGAUUUUUCCGGCCACGAAAUUGUCGAUGUGAUGCAUUUUUGUAACAUUAGAACUUUUUAUAUACCUAGUCUUACCAAACCGUUCAUUUUAACCAGUGCAAUAUUUAGUUGUCAAAAUAUAAAAAAAAAAUCUUAGGAAAUGAACUAUAUUUACAAAAAAGUCAUUAUUAGAAAAUAUUAAAUGAAAUUUCAAGACAAAAUCCUGUGAACAUUUUCUGUCAAUUUUCAUUUUGACCGGACCGGUAAUUCUAGAGUUAAAGAUAAUAAAUAUUGCCUCGAAUGUUUUGCGUUGCCCGGCAUGUUUGCACUUUCAUGAUUUACAGUUCACCCGGAAUGCAUUUACCCGGAAAACCUUUACCCGAAUAUGCUAAGCGUCUGAGCAACACCGACAAAAAAAUUGUGAAAGUGAUUACUUGCUUGAAUAACAUCUUAUAGAUGAAAGAAAAUACUAUAAUGUAG
This is a messenger RNA of Toxorhynchites rutilus septentrionalis, 4146 nucleotides long. Its product is annotated as Fc receptor-like protein 2. The transcript has 6 exons. Gene Ontology annotation, biological process: synapse organization. Gene Ontology annotation, cellular component: neuron projection membrane. Lineage: Eukaryota; Metazoa; Arthropoda; Insecta; Diptera; Culicidae. The record is from RefSeq and is a predicted model, not a curated record. Bases 1682 to 2815 code for a protein of 377 amino acids.